Saccoglossus kowalevskii is the source of this 547-nucleotide messenger RNA. RefSeq lists its product as uncharacterized. The record is from RefSeq and is a predicted model, not a curated record. NCBI's taxonomy places the organism in Eukaryota, Metazoa, Hemichordata, Enteropneusta, Harrimaniidae.
AGCUACAAUGAUGUUGACAAGGCUUGUUCUCGUGGUUGUUCUUUUCACUCAAAGUGUUGUAUCACUCAGAUGUUAUCGUUGUCAAGAACAAUACACCGAUGACGACAACCUGAUUGCUGAGGAUAAUUCUGAAUGUUUUGAAGAUUAUACGUGCGAUGAUGACGAGUUAUAUGGCGAUGAGGAAUAUGAGGCAUGCGUUACUUACACAGAGUACAGCGCUUUCACUGGCAGAUUGGCGAUAAGGAAGGGUUGCUAUAGCUAUCAUUUGAGUGAUGCCACCUACGAUAGCUGCCAAAUGCAAAAAGAACAACUAGCCGUCGAAUACCAGUGCGACACCGAGUAUGAUAUUUGGAAGUGUAUGACGUGCUGCACCGGUGAUUUAUGUAAUGAAAGUGGCGUUACUAUGGUAACACAUAGCCUGUCGGGAAUUGUCGCUGGUAUAAUUGUGUCCUUACUGUUAUUUGCAUAAUUAUUGUCACGUGAUGUUGUUUCCGUGUCAUUUUGCAACAGAAGUAAUAGCAUUUUUUGGAACGAGCACAUAAUUGGC